AUGAUUACCGCCCCUGGUGUCCUUGACAAGAGGACUAGUAAGUCAAAAAAGUGUGGAUGCCCUGUUCAUAUGUAUGCGGUGGCAGACACUUUUGGAACUUGGGAAGUAAGGAAAGCAGUUGUUGAACACUUGAAUCACAAGCCAACGCCCCUUAAGUCUCGAUAUAUCUCAAUGUAUAGGAGAGAUAGUAUUACUUCUAUUGUGAGGAGGAGGUUAUUCAAUGGUGUUGGUGGUGGUUCCAAGAUCAGUAACAUUCACAGGAGCUUAGCUAAAGAGAGAAAUGGUGUAGAAAAUAUGUCUAUAAGUGUGAAGGACUUGAGGAACAUAGUGGCGAAGGAAAAGAGGCUCAAGAUGAGAGGUGGGGAUGCGAAAGCCAUGUUUGAUUAUUUCGAUAAGAUGACUGCCGGAAACCAGAAUUUUUUCCAUCGUUAUAGAUUAAAUUCUAAGAAUCGCUUGACUGAUGUUAUGUGGGUUGAUGCAAGGAGUAGAGUAGCCUACCAAGACUUUGGGGAUGUAGUAUGUUUUGACUCCACAUAUGUCACAAACAAUUAUGAGCUUCCAUUUUCUAAUUUUGUGGGAGUCAAUCAUCAUGGGCAGACUAUUUUGCUUGGUUGUGCACUAGUGUCUCAUGAAGACACUGAAACAUUUGUGGUUGUUCAAAACUUGGCUCCAUUGUAUGGGGGGCAAAGCUCCUAUUAG
Molecule: messenger RNA, 699 nt
Organism: Spinacia oleracea (spinach)
Lineage: Eukaryota; Viridiplantae; Streptophyta; Magnoliopsida; Caryophyllales; Amaranthaceae
Product: protein FAR-RED IMPAIRED RESPONSE 1-like
Exons: 1
Coding region: 1-699 (232 amino acids)
Source: RefSeq, a predicted model, not a curated record